AUGAGAGUGCCCGCGCCAACGAGCCUCCGAAGUUUCACGGAUGGCCCAUAUGGCGCUCGCGGCGAGAGUUACGUCUCCGGCAUCAAGGCAGCAUGUUUUCCAUGUGGCACUUGUCUAGGAGCCACGUACAGCGAGGAUCCCCUGCUUCUGGGACACCUUGCGGCGGCAUACGUUCGCGGGUGCCAGGCUGACAGUACGGUGGGCGCGACACCCAAGCACUUUGUCGCCAAUGAUGCCGAAAACCAGCGGAUAAAGUUGAGCGUUGAGAUAGGUGAGCAGACCCUGCGAGAAAUCUACCUGAAGCCGUUCCAGCUAGUCCAGAAGCUUUCGGAGCCAUGGGCUUUCAUGACAAGCUACAACCGAGUUCAAGGCACAUUUGUUACCGACUCGUCUCCACUGAUCAAUGGUGUUCUUCGAGGCGAAUGGGGCUUCAAGGGCCUCCUCAUCUCGGACUGGAUGGGCACGUACUCGGUCGGCCCAGGCAUUGAGGCCGGCGUCGACAUUGAGCUGCCAGGUCCUCCCAGAUGGAGGACCUACGAAUCUGUUUCUCAGAUUGUGAAGGACGCCUCACUGUCCGGAGAUAUCAUCGACAAAAGGACUAUCAGGGUGCUUGAUUUGGCCCGCCUCGGGCGCUUUGAGAACCCUGAAGAACCGCCCGAGCGCGCGGUUGAAGAUGCCGACAGAGACAGGUUCAUAAAAAAAGCCGGGGCAGACAGUAUCACUCUGCUGAAGAACCAAGGUGAUGUUUUACCCAUCAAAAGGGGAUCCACGGCAGCCCUGAUCGGCCAGCACUCGUGGUCUGUCGUGCUCGGCGGCGGCGGCAGCGCACGCGUUGAUGCACUGCACGCGAUAUCACCUAUCCAGGGCUUCCGGAAUCUUGGUUUCACGAACCUCGAGGCCCGCGGCCUUCCUGUAUUCGGAGCCGUCCCUCAUGCCGACCCGAGCAUUGUCUUCCCUCGCGACCGCAAGACUGGCUCGUCGAGGCCAGUGAAACUGGAAUGGUUCAACGGACCCAUCGUCGGCACGAAUCUCGCCCACAAAGGGACCAUCCCGCAAGCCGAGUACAUGACCAAGGACAAGCGGCCCGAAUAUCUUGACGAAGACUUCUCAACACGCAUCACGUUUGACCUGUUAGCGCCCUCGACCGGCGACCACAUCUUCUGUGUCAUCAGCACCGGCCGCGCAAAGCUCUACACUGAUGGCGAGCUCGUGUUCGACCGUCGACAGGAGACCAAACUGCGUCCAGAAUCCUUCUACUUCUUCAAGCGGCACCUCGAAAAGAGGUCCUGGGCGUGCGACCCCGCCAUCCUCAACGCAGCAUCGAUCUUCGGCAAAAUGUUCCAAGGCAGCGCCGUGCGCUUCCACGAGGAAAUCGACGUCGCCGCGCGCCAGGCCGAAGCCGCCAAGGCCGCGGCGGCGGCCGACUACGCCGUCGUCUGCGUCGGCACGACCAACGAGACCGAGACGGAGGGGUUCGACCGCGACACGCUGGCGGCGCAGUACGACCUCGUCGAGGCCGCGUGGUUCCCUGGGCAGGAGACGGAGCAUGCGUUGGCGGCGGUGCUCGCGGGCGUCGUCAUCCCCAGCGGCAGGCUGCCGCUGCCGUGGCCGCGGCGUGUAGAGAACGGGUCUUCGUUUGAGAACUUCCCUGCCGGGGAGGACAGCGUGCUGCGGUACGACGAGAGGUUGGUUGUCGGGUGUCGACGGCAUAAUCGCCCCGGGAAUCCGGCGGCUCUCUUCCCCUUUGAGUUCGGGCUGUCGUAUACGACGUUUGCCGUGACCGGUGCUGCCGUUUUGGGUUCUAGUGCCUUGAAGAGCGCCAACGACUCGAUUCGUGUGUCCGCUGAGAUUGUGAGCGCUGGGUCUAGGAGAGGCAAGGUUGUCGUGCAGUUCUACGUGGCGUUCCCAGAGGGGGCUGGUAUCCCUGGUCGCCAGAGGCCCGUGAAGGAGCUGCAGGCAUUCUCCAAGGUUGACAUCGAAGCAGGGCAAACUGCACAGACAACAGUACAAAUCGACAAGUACGCCGUAAUCGUCUAUGAUGAGGCGAAGGCUCGCUGGGUAGCGCCAGACGGCGAGUAUCGAGUGCUCACCUCGAGUGGAGGCCGGCCUUAA
Messenger RNA from Verticillium nonalfalfae, 2112 nucleotides. RefSeq lists its product as uncharacterized. Gene Ontology annotation, biological process: glucan catabolic process. The transcript has 6 exons. Gene Ontology annotation, molecular function: beta-glucosidase activity. NCBI's taxonomy places the organism in Eukaryota, Fungi, Ascomycota, Sordariomycetes, Glomerellales, Plectosphaerellaceae. Bases 1 to 2112 code for a protein of 703 amino acids. The record is from RefSeq and is a predicted model, not a curated record.